ACCUGGGGUACCUAAUGUAGGCACCUAAGAUACCGCUGCGGUCCUAUGUCAAAUGUACAUAUGUGGAUGUAUCGUUUUCGGAUGGGGGCGGGCCUCCCCCAGCGUCGUCAUUUCUGAUUCGAUAUGGAAUGUUACCCAUCUGCCUACUUACGUCUACAGCCAUCCAUGACUGCUAACCUCCGAAUAUUAAGACUUGACCACCCUCCUACCUACCGACCAUUGCAUGCGCCGUUGCUUGCGAUUCAUCAUAGUCUAUCCACGAACCUCUCCCGAUAAUUCCCCCGUUCCCUUCCAGACGGGGCACAGCGCCAUUCGAACCCUAUUCCCCUCGAACUGACCGUAGAAGAUGGCCGACUCGAAUGCUCCGAAGCCGAGCAGCAGCGUCAAACUAGUGCUGCUGGGUGAGGCAGCUGUGGGCAAGUCGUCGCUCGUCUUGCGAUUCGUCAACAAUGACUUCCAGGAGAACAAGGAGCCUACUAUUGGCGCCGCCUUCUUAACCCAGAAAUGCAACCUCCCAACGAGGACGAUCAAAUUUGAGAUCUGGGAUACGGCGGGCCAGGAGCGCUUCGCCUCGUUAGCCCCCAUGUAUUACCGAAACGCCCAAGCCGCGCUCGUCGUCUACGACCUCACCAAGCCCACGUCCCUGAUCAAAGCCAAACACUGGGUUGCCGAGCUGCAGAGGCAGGCGUCUCCGGGCAUUGUGAUUGCCCUGGUCGGCAACAAGCUCGACCUUACCAACGACGGCGAGUCCGGUCCUGCCGCCGAGGGCGAGGGGGUCGAUGGCGAGGAUUCCGGAGACGCCCGGAAGAUCUCCACAGAAGAGGCAAAGUCGUACGCCGAGGAGGAGAGCUUGUUAUUUUUCGAGACGAGCGCGAAGACGGGCUACAACGUCACGGAGGUGUUUACCGCGAUCGCGAAUGCCAUCCCCGAGACGUCGCUGAAGAGCCAGAGGGGUCCCGGAGCUGCCGCCGGGGCCAGUCGAGGCGAGGAACAGAGGGUGAACCUCAACGGCCCUCGGGAUUCGGCAAAGGAAGGCUGUGCGUGUUGAUUUUGCGGUGGGGAUAAGGAGGGGGGGGGGGGGGGAGGCUUGCGGAUGAGACAGUUACCCGUCACCCGUGGGCGUGACGGCAAUUUCGCUUUGUAAUACGGAGUGACGGUUCAUUGGGAUUUGAUAUCUGGAAUGCUUUCGACGAGUGGAUUCUCCUUUGUUUCUCUGCCACUCCUGAUAUUUCCGUGCCGCUUGACACUGCUAGUGGCACCUGAGAAGCAAGCUGAUAGUUGCCGCGAGGAAAUGACGGGGUGCGGGCGCGUUGGAAGAGUGGUAUACGAUUCGGCUGUAACGUUCUGUAACGCCUCGCCGCAAUUCCUUGGGGGUGGGUUGCUGGGUUGCUGCUUGUUCGAUUACUACGAGGUAGGUAUGUAGAGGUAGAAUUACAACGUAUUGUUAGGUAGAGUUAACAACCGACGUAUCCACGCCUUUACAUACCUACUGUAGCCAUCUAAGGAACGGGUGAAUAGUU
This is a messenger RNA of Durotheca rogersii, 1520 nucleotides long. Its product is annotated as ras-domain-containing protein. Gene Ontology annotation, molecular function: GTP binding; GTPase activity. The record is from RefSeq and is a predicted model, not a curated record. NCBI's taxonomy places the organism in Eukaryota, Fungi, Ascomycota, Sordariomycetes, Xylariales, Xylariaceae. The transcript has 3 exons. Bases 347 to 1048 code for a protein of 233 amino acids.